ACGAUAUCGAAGGCCCAAGCCAUUGAAGCCACAAAUUCAUGUUCCCACUCUCCUCAUCUUCAACAUCCCAUAAACAAUCAAAUUUCUGAUAUUUUUCUUUCUUUUGAGAAAGAAAAUGGCGGUCCUUCAGUCAUCUUUCGCCAUGAAACCAAUCCAACAAUCCCUUUCAUCAUCCGUAUCUCUUUCUUCUCCCGCAAGCCUAUUCCUCGACACCAAAUUCUCUCAACUCAGACUGACCCCAGCAACCACCGCCAAUGUCCCCUUCAAAACGACGACGAUUCGGAUGGGUGGAGGCCCCAGGACCUAUCCAGGAGGGGUUUCCAAGUGGCAAUGGAAGCGUAUGCAAAUGAAGAAGUCCAAGCAGCUCCUUAAAGCCCGGCUGGCGCGUGAGCGCCAGAUAUACGAGAUGCGCAAACGCGCCGAGCUCAAAGCCGCAAUCUCCGAGCUCGAGAGGCCAUGGGAGGUGGUUGAGAAGGCCCCCACUUUGUUCUCCGUCAGCGCCGAUGAACAAUUGAAGGUAUUGGCGGACCGGUUCCAGAGGCCGGGAGGGUUUGAUAUGUGGUCCGACAAAGACGGACCCGAAUUGCUCAAAUCCGAAACCGAUCUCCCCUCAGCUAGGUUUUUCCCCAAAGGCGUUGUUCAUAGCAUUAAACCUUAUGGAAAAGUUGAGAAUAUCAGUGAUGAUGAGAGUGAAGAUAAUAGGACAUUAGGAAAGAACAAAACCAGCUUCGAAUGGGACACGGUCAAGGCUAAUUCUUUGAACAGGGAAAGAAAUGUUUCUCAUUCAGGUGAGCAGAAUUUGAAGGGAAUGCCUUACAACAAUAGAAAUGAUAAGGUUAUGAAGAAUAAUUUCAGGAAAGGGAACCGGAGGAAGUAUAACCCUAACUUGGAGAGAUUGAGUUCUGAUAAAGUUGGAGUAAGGUUAAAUGAUGGGAACAAUCGCGGACGAGUUAAUAGUGCAAACGAAUUUAGAAGACAAAAUGGGAGAACAAAAUAUAAUCAUUCCAAAUCUGCAGUGUUUGAUAUGAGUCUGCAGAGUGAUGGAAGUUAUGAGUUUCAAGCAGAGAAUUGAGCAUGUAAAUUAAGUUUUAGAUAGCUGGAAAUGUUGUUGAAAGUGAAAAAGGAGUCCCAGUUGUUGAAGAAUCUGCAUUAAGCUAGUUUUAUUGAACUGAGGUUUGCAGCUUUAUUUGGAUUGUGCACCAACCUAGCAAGAUGACAAUGUUUAGAAAAUAUGAGGUACAAAUCAUCUUUGCUCCGGCAGUACUUUGUACAUUACUUUUGCUUAUUGACCUGUGAAAUGUGUAUUCUAGACUAAUGAGAAUUAUAGUUGGUAUUUAACAUGGUUAAGUGUCUGAUACUUAUCUACAUUUAUUUUUGGUGGCAAUGAGUUUUGAUGACUGUUUUUACUGUUCCUUUCUACUCAAAUCAUUUAGGGAAAAUUUUUAUCAGUAAAAGAUGCAGCAUAAGUGCAUAACUGAAGACAAAAUAGAUUUUCAAUUUGAUUGAGGAAAACUUUUGCAGCUUUGCGAUUCUUAUAGUGUAUUGUGGGAUAGAAAAACUGUUUAACCCACGAGUUCAUGAGCACAUUGCAGCAGUGCACUUGGGAAGCCCGUUGCCACCAUACUACAGGUCCCUUGUAGGUCACCACUCACCACUGGUUUAAUUUCCAUGUUAAAUUAUAUAUGCAAUGGUCUCCCUGAGAGUUCUCUUUUUUCAUUUUUUUUUCCUAAAAAAAGUUGUGUAUUAUAUUCAGUUGAAAAAGUACAUGGGGUUUGUUUUUCAAAUUUCCAUGUGCACAGGAAAUCAAGAAUCAAGUGCUUCUAGUUUGCUUUUUGCCAUUUUUGGUUUUUAUAGUUGAAGGUGAUAGCUCUAUGAAACUGGGAUAACAUUUGUUUCUAUCCUAUCAUGCCUGUAUUAUGAUGAGAUCACGUAAAAGUAACCCCACAUGAAAUUAGGGUGGAAAUGCUGUGAGGAUUAAAAAGAAUGUGAUAUUUGAUGUUUUCAUAUCAGUCUGCUAGUUCUCCAAUAAAUGAUGUUUACAUAAAAAGGCCACCAUUGCAAAUUAGAGAAACCAAUCACUUUUGAACAAAUGCACCAUAUCUACACAAGUGUUCAAACCUCUCGUGCAAGCUUACUGAGAAGUACGGUACGCUCUUUUAAUUGUGACUUGAAGUAAUGCACAAAUAAAUAUGUAGAAGAAUUCCCUCUGUUUGAAUCUAAUUGGAUUUGUUAGGUGUUCAGUUUUUUUCCUUCAAAACAUAUAAAAUGGGAGGGCUAUGGUUGCUGAGUAAAUUUCACCUACAACUGUGGUCAUUCCAUGCUGAUUUUGUUCGUUGUGCAGCAUCCUUAAGAGGAACAUUUAUGCAUAUCUUAGCUUCUGGGUGCUCUUUUAGAGGUGGCAUGAGUUUAAGCAAAAAAAAAAAAAAACAAAAGAUGAAUGGGGUUUCACCAUUAAAAAAAAAAAAAAAAACUACAUCUUGCCUUCAACCUCCAAAUUUUCUUGGUGUUUUGUGCUGUUUCAAAUGCCAGGCUCUUGUGAUUGCAUUUACUCUUGCUUCUGCCAAUGGCCUUUGCUCCUCAAAGGUGCUCAUCGUGUUCUCUCGUUUCAUUUCUCUUUUGCUUUGUUAUGAGUAGACUCUAAUUAUAGAAGGCUCAUUUAAUCUCGUUUCAUUUCUCUUUUGCUUUGUUAUGAGUAGACUCUAAUUAUAGAAGGCUCAUUCAAUGUCGUAUCAUACUCAGACUAAUCUUAGUUUGUAUCUAACUGGCCUAAUUAAGGGGCAAAGUGCUUGCUAUAUUUGUUUUUUCAUACGAAAA
Messenger RNA from Ipomoea triloba (trilobed morning glory), 2814 nucleotides. RefSeq lists its product as uncharacterized. NCBI's taxonomy places the organism in Eukaryota, Viridiplantae, Streptophyta, Magnoliopsida, Solanales, Convolvulaceae. Bases 116 to 1072 code for a protein of 318 amino acids. The record is from RefSeq and is a predicted model, not a curated record. The transcript has a single exon.